AUUUAUUAAUGAAACAUCUAUCUGAAUCUGUACAAAAGCUAUUUUUGAAUGUUCUUAAUAAUCUAUGGCAUAAAAAACUCAUACCAAGUUCAUGGCAAACUCAAUGUGUAAUACCUAUAUUAAAACCAGAUAAGUCACCUGAACAGAUCAGUUCUUAUCGUCCAAUCUCGUUAACAUCAUGUAUUGGAAAAAUAUUUGAAAAUAUGGUGAAAUCUCGACUUGACUGGUAUGCAGAAUCCAAUAAUGUCAUUCCACACAUUCAAUAUGGAUUUCGCAGAGGAAGAAGUUGUGUUGAUAGCUUCAUUUCUCUCAUAUCUGAUCUGAAAAAUGCAAAAAACAAUAAAUUACACACAGUUUGUGUAUUUCUAGAUGUGCAAGGUUCAUUUGACAGUGUGGAUCCUGGCAUACUGGUGAAGGUACUCAGUAAUUCUGGUAUACCUGGACAAUUAUGUAAAUGGAUUUAUGAUUUCCUCAAUAACAGAAUACUAUAUGUUAGGCAUAACAAUAUCUUAUAUGGACCUAGAACUGCAUCAAAAGGUACUAUACAAGGUGCCACAUUAUCACCCUUGUUGUAUAAUUUGUAUACUUGUGAGAUAUGUAAAUAUGUUAAUACUAAAAAUGUAAAUAUACUUCAAUUUGCAGAUGAUUUAGUGUUGUAUAGUUCAGAUGUAAAUUUAACAGUAGCCAUUGAAAAUGUUAACACUGCCUUAAGACAGUUAAAUAAUUAUUAUCAACACACAUUAAAAUUGAUAAUAAAUGCUGGCAAAAGUAAUUUAAUGCUAUUUGGAAAGGACACACCAGUAGUGGAUGUUGUCUAUAAUGGUGAUGUCAUUCAAAGAGUCACCUCACACAAAUUUUUAGGUAUUAUCAUUGACCAGAAAUUGUCAUUUGAAGAACAUAUUAAAUAUGUAUCUAGAAAUGCAUUAAAUGGUGUUAACAUUUUAAGAUGUCUAGCAGGUGUUACAUGGGGUGCAGAUCCCAAAAUACUUUCAUUAUUAUAUAAAUCUAUUGUAAGAAGUCAUUUUGAUUAUAGUUCUUUAGCUUAUUUAAAUAGCACUCAUGUACAUAAAUUGGAUAUAUUGCAGAACAGAGCUUUGAGGAUCAUAUCAGGAGCAAUGUGUUCGACUCCCAUAAGGGCCUUGGAAGUCGAAACAAAUAUUAUGCCAUUGAUAUUGAGACGACUUAUGCUUGCAGAAAGAUACUGCCUGAAACUAUUAUCAUCAAAUAAUAUCCAAAUUAUAAAUAGGAUAAUACCUCACCCAAUCAAUAUAGAUGGUCCACUCACUUCACCAAAUGAUCUCCUGAGAGGUACAUCUCCAACUCUGUGCCAGAUCUUCUUAGAAAUACAAUCUCAUUAUUCGAACAUCAAAAAACUUUCACACUGGUCGUGUUACACUCAUUCAUACAGUUGUAUCACUCAUCCUAUUACGAUUUUAUCCAAUUUAAUCGAAAAUAAUUCAGAUUUACUGGCUUUUAUAGAAGAAAAUAACAAGUAUUAUACAAUCUACACUGAUGGCAGUAAAGGCAAUGAUUGUGUGAGAAGUGCGGUAUAUGAUUCCCAAAAAGAUGUUGCUCAAAGCUUUGCUCUCGAUAAAAAGUGCUCCAUAUUUACAGCAGAGGCAUAUGCAGUUUUUGCCGCUUUAAAAUCUAUAAUUUCUAUAAAUAAUUGUAAAUAUUUUCUAAUUUUGACAGACUCUUUGAGUCUUUUAAAUAGCCUUAAGCAUUCUAAUAUUAAUAAUUUUAAAACUAAUUAUAUUAUUUAUUUAAUUAAAGAUACUGUCUUACGGUUGCAUAAAAAAGAUAUAACUGUUGCCUUUAUGUGGGUACCCUCACAUAAAGGUAUUACUGGUAACGAAAAAGCAGACAAAGCUGCAUAUGAAGGGAUUAACACUCUUAAUGUCAGAAAUGUGGUACAGGUUCCUAUGACUGAUUAUUAUUAUUAUAUCAAUAACUCGAUAAAAAAUUUAUGGACAACAUUAUGGGAAGAAGAUCAAAAAUUGAAAGGAAAAUGGUAUGGUAGUAUACAGGAAAAUUUACAUAUAAGACCCUGGUAUGAUGAGUUGAAUACUAGCUGUAUCGUGAGUCGUGAGUUCGUUACCACAAUCAACAGAUUGCGCUUUGGGCAUAACACUGCACCCGCGCACCUCGCUAAACUUAAUAUUAUAACUAACAAUAUUUGCUCUUUCUGUAAUAAUAACGAGAUCGCAGAUAUCAACCAUAUCUUUUUUAAAUGCCAAAACCAAAUAUUCAUUUUUAAUAGACUAAUAUUGGCAAGUGAAAUAAUGGAAAUUAGUGAUCCCUCCCGCCGCCAGUUGUGUGAUUUGCUCAAAAACAAAAAGUGUUAUAGUGCAUUAUAUAAAUACAUCAAAAAUACCGUGGGGAAGAUUUAAGAAAACAAGUGAAACGAUAGAAUAACAUGUGAAUUAGUGGCCGUAAAUAAGACUUGGCUUAAAGGUCUCGUUACCAGGCCAUAAAAUUAUUAAAAAAAAAAAAAUGAACUUUAGCGGUAAUAUAGUAAAUUCACAAAUUAUAUAGACCUCUGAAAUUACAUUUACCUGCUAUCAGGGCCUUGGGGAGGCUGUGAUUGUCGAUUUUUUAUAAUUAUCAAUAUAAUAUUUUUUUUUGUUGAGAGUUAAAUACUUUCAACACUAAAGCUUAUAGGGUGCGCUAAAUGUUUUAGUGAUAGUUUAAUACUAUACACAGCUAUUUAUUUUAUCAUAUUAUGACAAAAUAAACUACAUACCCUGUUUGUCAAAAUAAUAACCGUGGCUGUAGCUCAGCUGCUCGUAAUUUUCAAGAGUUUUACUUAGUAGUUCCAUGUUUUAAUCCCAGGAAAAAAUGUUCCACCUCUUUAUUGUGCAAUUCGGAAUAUAUUCGUAACGUCGAUAUUCUUCUAUUUCUUGUAAAUGUUUCAAAGCAACCUCUAUGACACUUAUUAGGGAUCCUCGUUCUAGUUUCAAGUCUGUUUUUUGA
This is a messenger RNA of Pieris brassicae (large cabbage white), 2973 nucleotides long. RefSeq lists its product as uncharacterized. The transcript has 2 exons. Bases 9 to 2390 code for a protein of 793 amino acids. Gene Ontology annotation, molecular function: nucleic acid binding; RNA-DNA hybrid ribonuclease activity. The record is from RefSeq and is a predicted model, not a curated record. Lineage: Eukaryota; Metazoa; Arthropoda; Insecta; Lepidoptera; Pieridae.